Messenger RNA from Manihot esculenta (cassava), 3502 nucleotides. Its product is annotated as transportin MOS14. Gene Ontology annotation, cellular component: cytoplasm; nuclear membrane. The transcript has 27 exons. NCBI's taxonomy places the organism in Eukaryota, Viridiplantae, Streptophyta, Magnoliopsida, Malpighiales, Euphorbiaceae. Bases 226 to 3105 code for a protein of 959 amino acids. Gene Ontology annotation, biological process: protein import into nucleus. The record is from RefSeq and is a predicted model, not a curated record.
ACUUCUCAUUUGCUCUCCAAUCUUCUCACGUCCUGAUCCAAAAUCUCCCAAAUCCGCCUUUCACUGUAAGGGGGCGCCAAAAACCCCAUUCCAUUAAAAAAAAAAAUAAAAAAAAGAGAAAGAAAAAUACAAAUCAACAAACGCAUUCCUAUCUCUCCCUUUCUCUAUCUAUAUUUCAAUCUAUCGAUUUAUCUGUGCGGGCUUGUUAGGUUUUUAAUCGAAGCUAUGGAUCAUCAGAAUGCAGUGAAAGAAGCCCUAAACGCACUGUAUCAUCACCCGCAAGAUGAGGUUCGUUCCAAAGCAGAUGAAUAUCUACAAGGCAUUCAACGCUCCAUCGACGCCUGGCAGGUUGCUGAUAAUUUGCUUCAUGAUCCCACUAGCAAUAUGGAAACCUUAAUCUUUUGUUCUCAAACUCUUAGAAGCAAGGUACAAAGAGAUUUUGAAGAACUGCCUUCUGAAGCCUUUAGACCAUUGCGAAGUUCCUUAAAUACUCUGCUGAAAAAAUUUCACAGCGGCCCCCCUAAAGUCAGGACUCAGAUUAGCAUUGCUGUUGCUGCCUUGGCUGUGCAAGUUCCUGCAGAGGAUUGGGGAGAUGGUGGCAUAGUGAAUUGGCUUAGGGAUGAGAUGAAUUCUCAUCCAGAAUAUAUACCAGGAUUCUUGGAGCUACUUUCAGUUUUGCCAGAGGAAGUAUACAACUAUAAGAUAGCUGCUCGUCCAGAAAGGCGCCGCCAAUUUGAAAAGGAGUUGACUUCUCAAAUGGAGCUUGCUCUUAAUAUUUUGACAGCUUGCUCAAAAAUUAAUGAACUCAAGGAGCAGGUUCUAGAGGCAUUUGCUUCUUGGCUUCGACUGAGGCAUGGGAUCCCUGGAUCUGUGCUUGCUUCUCACCCAUUAGUGGUUGCAGCUCUCUCAAGCUUGAAUUCUGAGCUACUUUCAGAGGCAGCUGUAAAUGUUGUCUCAGAAUUGAUACACUAUACAACAUCAGGAAGCUCUGGUGGUAUUCUUGUACAGAUGCCUUUGAUUCAAGUGCUUGUACCUCAAGUUAUGAGUCUCAAGGAGCAACUUCAGGAUCCAUCGAAGGAUGAAGAAGAUGUCAAGGCCAUUGCUCGAUUAUUUGCUGACAUGGGUGAUUCAUAUGUUGAGCUUAUUGCAACUGGUUCUGAUGAAUCAAUGGUGAUAGUGAAUGCAUUACUGGAAGUUGCUUCACAUCCAGAAUAUGACAUUGCUUCCAUGACAUUUAAUUUUUGGCACAGUCUUCAAGUUAUCUUGACUAGAAGGGAUUCAUAUAUUUCAUUCGGUGAUGAAGUGUCCAUUGAAGCUGAGAGAAGUAGGAGGCUGCUAGUUUUUCGGCCAGCCUAUGAGUCAAUUGUGUCUCUGGUUAGCUUUCGAGUUCAGUAUCCCCAAGAUUAUCAAAAUCUUUCAAUUGAAGACCUCAAGGAUUUUAAACAGACUAGAUAUGCUGUUGCGGAUGUGUUAAUUGACGCUGCAUCAGUUCUAGGUGGUGAUGCAACUUUAAAGAUUCUUUAUGUGAAACUUGCUGAGGCUCAAGCUUGCUGGGGGAAUGGACAUAGCGAGUGGCGUCCAGCAGAAGCUGCUUUAUUUUGCAUCAAGGCUGUAUCAAAUUAUGUUUCAGAUGUUGAAGCUGAAGUAAUGCCCAAGGUUAUGUCUUUACUGCUAGAGCUUCCACAUCAACCCCAACUGCUUCAGACAGUGUGCUUAACAAUUGGAGCAUAUUCAAAGUGGCUUGAUGCUGCAUCAGAUGGAUUGCCUUUAUUAUCUUCAGUCAUGAAAAUUCUCAUGCAUGGCAUGGGGACAUCAGAAGAUUCUGCAGCUGCUGCAGCUGUGGCAUUCAGACAUAUCUGCAAUGAUUGUCGGAGAAAGCUUUGUGGAUAUUUCGAUGAUCUCUUCCCCAUAUACCAUAGGGCAGUAAUUGGGGAAGGUAGCUUUAGAAUUUCUGCUGAAGAUUCUUUGCAUGUGGUUGAAGCCUUAAGCAUGGUCAUAACAGAACUUCCUCCAGACCAGGCUAAGCAGGCUUUGGAGAAAUUAUGCAUGCCAGUUGUUAAUUCUUUACAAGGAGUUAUCAAUCAAGGUCCAGAAAUAUUGGAGAAGAGACCUGCUCGAGAGUUAACAGUUCAUAUUGAUCGACUUGCUUACAUCUUUAGAUAUGUUAAUCAUCCUGAAGCUGUGGCAGAUGCAAUUCAAAGGCUUUGGCCACUCUUUAAAGCAAUCUUUGACAUUCGUGCUUGGGACAUGCGGACAAUGGAGUCUCUUUGUCGAGCUUGUAAAUAUGCUGUGAGAACUUCUGGGAGGUUCAUGGGAAUCACCAUUGGAGCAAUGCUAGAAGAGAUUCAAGCCCUAUAUCAACAGCACCAUCAGCCUUGCUUCCUUUAUCUCUCUAGUGAAGUUAUAAAGAUAUUUGGUUCUGACCCGUCUUGUGCAUACUACUUGAAAAAUUUGAUUGAAGCUCUUUUCAAGCGUACAAUAUGUCUCCUUACCAAUAUCAAGGAGUUCACUGCCAGACCAGACAUAGCAGAUGAUUGUUUUUUAUUGGCAUCAAGAUGCAUUCGUUAUUGCCCUCAACUUUUUAUUCCAUCUGCUGUAUUUCCAAUGUUAGUUGAUUGCUCUAUGAUUGGUAUUACCGUACAGCACAGAGAGGCUUCCAAUUCCAUACUGACCUUCUUGUCUGACAUCUUUGACAUCGCAAAAUCUAGUGUGGGGGAACAAUACUUAUCCAUCAGAGAUAGUGUUAUUAUUCCCCGAGGUGCCAGCAUUAGUAGAAUUUUGAUUGCAUCAUUAACUGGAGCGCUUCCUAGUUCUCGAUUAGAAACGGUUAUGUAUGCUUUACUGGCACUAACUCGUGCAUAUGGAGCGAAUGCAUUGGAGUGGGCCAAGGAGAGUGUUUCACUAAUUCCAUUGACAGCUGUCACGGAGGUGGAGCGUGCUAGAUUUUUUCAAGCGUUGUCAGAUGCAGCAUCUGGGAUUGAUAUCAAUGCGCUGAUGGUUCCUGUUGAAGAGCUUUCUGAUGUUUGUCGGAGAAACCGAACAGUGCAAGAGAUUGUUCAAGGAGCAUUGAGGCCGCAUGAGUUGAAUUUGAUUACUGUAUCAUAGUGGAGAUCUAUACGAACGUGCAUUCUUGCUUAGGGGGUCCAUCUAUUAGUCAUGAGUUCAUGCGAGUUAUUUGAAGGUAUAAUAGCUGUUUCAUUCAUUUUUCAUGGUGUAUUAUUUAUAUCAUUCUCCAAUUUUUUUAGGAGAAUUGUUUCCAUUGGUUGGGAGAGAACGAUGGGUGAUUGUUGUAUCUUUGAUUGAUGAGAUGUUGGAUGUCUCGAGUGGUUUGAACCGCACUGGCUUCAAUUUUUGGGGUGAAGUUUCAGUAUGAAGAUGUAAUUUUAGCGUGCAAUGGUUGGGAAAAAAAGGGAAGAAAAAUUACACACACUACACACAUUGCUUAUUUAUUUUAUUUUAUUUUUUACUUUGAGAAGUUAUUUCUCAAUAUUUUCAGAUCUUA